Messenger RNA from Mesorhabditis spiculigera, 3159 nucleotides. NCBI's taxonomy places the organism in Eukaryota, Metazoa, Nematoda, Chromadorea, Rhabditida, Rhabditidae. The record is from the annotation of a GenBank genome assembly.
AUGAAGCUUUCAGGUAACUCCCGAUUCCGGGACGGCAACUGGCUGUACAAAUUGCCGCUGGUGCUUGCGCCGUUGGCGUGCACGAUCUCCAUGACUGUGCGAGCUAGUGAUUUCGAAAUUGGCGAAGUGAGCGGGCGCUACAACGGCAGCAUAAGCGCUGGGGGUAUUUGGAAUGCCUCAAAGCCUCAGGCAUCAGCCAUUUCCCAGGGCAACGCCAAUAGCAUUGGCUAUGGAUCGGCGGGCCAGUUCAACCCCAAUGGUGGGCGCACGGGUGAUGACAGCCGCCUCAACUUCCACAAGCGUGGUGAGCUGGUUUCCUCGCCAGUGACCGCGUUGGGUGAAAUUGAAUUCAAGUGGCAAAACUAUGGCGCCUUUCUUCGCGCGAAGGCUUGGUAUGACUACACGCUGAAUAACAAAGACGUGCCAUUUGGUAACUCCACAAACGGCUAUGACCACAAUGCGCCCCUGAGCGACAGUCACUUCGAUGACCUUGCCAAGUUUCAAGGAAUCGCGCUUCUGGAUGCCUAUGUAUUUGCCGACUACGAGAUCGGUAGCCACCCCCUGAAUGUGCGGGCCGGUAAUCAAGUGGUGAACUGGGGGGAAGGGUUGUUCUUCCAAAAUGGUAUCAACUCGAUAAACCCGAUUGACUCCGCAGCCUUGCGGCGGCCCGGCGCUCAGGUGAAAGAGGGGUUGCUGCCAGUCCCGAUGCUGUACGGCAACUUUGGUGUGACCGAUAGCCUCAGCGUUGAAUCGUUUUAUCAGUUGGAAUGGCGCAAAACGGUGCUUGAGGGAUGCGGCACGUACUUCUCCACCAAUGACUACGCCGCUCCCGGUUGUUUCGGCAUACCUCAAAGACCCAGCGCAAACGAUCAGAUCAGUAUCGAGACGGGCCAAUACAUCGCCCGCGCAAAAGAUAAAGAAGCCCGUGACAGUGGGCAGUUUGGAUUGGCGCUGAAAUACUUUGCCGACAGCAUAGGAACCGAGUUCGGCGCCUACGCUAUGAAAAUUCACUCACGUACGCCCUACAUCAACACCAUCGCCGAUCAGCGCCUGUCCGGUGCGGGUUGGCAGAAUCCGACAACCCAAGCCAUCGCUGAUGCGAACGCCAAAUACUACGACGCAUUCCCCGAAGACAUCCGCAUCUUUGGCCUCAGUUUCUCAACCGAAGCGAUGGGUUCUACGGUGUUCGGCGAGUACAGCUACCGGCCCAAUCAGCCGGUGCAACUGAAUAGCUCGGACACGCUUCAGGCCUAUGCUGGCGACCCGAGUUCAGCCCUCAACGGUACCGGUGGGUUCGGCGGCGUAGUGGUCCCGUUACCUCAGGGGCCGGACGGCCUGGCAGCGGCACCUGGGGCCAAAGUGAACGGUUAUGACCGCCUCAAAAUUUCACAGCUAUCUCUCGGCACUACCCGAACGUUUUCUCAGGUAUUGGGGGCGGACAGCCUAAGCCUUACGGCAGAGGCCGCUGCGAAGUACAUCCAUGAUCUACCGAGCCUUGAUGAGCGGCGUUAUGGUCGUACCGACAUCUACGGCACGGACAUGGCGAACGGUAGCGCGAAGGGCUGCCAGGUCGGCGUGCCGGUCGAAAAGUACAAAAAAUACGCGUGUACCAGCGACGGUUUCGUAACUGCUUUUUCUUGGGGCUAUCGACUCAGAGGGCAGUUGAACUAUCCGGGCGCAUUUCUCGGUGUGAACGUCUCGCCAUAUGUGGCAUUCGGCCAAGACGUCAAAGGUUGGUCGUAUGACGGCAACCUCGUUGAGGACAGAUUGACCGGGUCGCGUACGAGCGGGUUUCUAACCAGGAGGCACACAAUGAACAACAAAUACCUCUAUACAGCACUACUCUCGAGCGUGAUUGCCCUGGCAAGUGGCGCGGCGACCGCUCAGUUGAGCGAAGGCGAACUCGCACGGCUCAGCCAAGACUUGACCCCUACCGGCGCGGAAAAAGCGGGGAAUGCUAAUGGCACCAUCCCUGCCUGGGACGGUGGCCUCACCAAGGCUCCCGUGCCGUUCAACCGAGAGAAAGGCUACGUCGACCCAUACGCCGCCGACAAGCCACUGUAUACAGUGACCAGCGCCAAUUCGGCUCAGUAUGCUGACAAGCUGGGAGCCGGCUAUAAAGCCAUGCUCUCCAAAUUCCCUGACUUCAAGAUGAUCGUCUACCCGACGCAUCGAAGUGCAGCGCUUCCCCAAGCCGAGUACGACCAGAUCCGUAAGGAAGCGGCCAACGUGAAGCUCGCCGAUAACGGCGCUGGAAUGGUCGGUUAUCAACGUACCACUGUGCCGUUCCCUGUUCCCAAGCAAGGGCUUGAGGUUAUCUACAACCACUAUGUGCGUUAUCGCACGGGCGAGAUCCACAAUUAUCCCACCGAAAUGGUGGUGCAGGGUUCUGGCGGCUUUACACCUACCCACCGUGAAUCAAUCUUGGUCAUGGCUUCAGCCUUGAACAAUCCAGAACCGAAUCGUCUCUACUACACGUUGCUAAAAAUCACUGGACCAGAAAGCGUCGCUGGCACAGUGACUUUGGCGCACGAACCCAUCGACCAGACCAAGGAAACUCGCUUGGCUUGGCAAUACAACCCAGGGCAACGCCGAGUCCUUCGGGCGCCGGAAGCAAACUACGACACGCCAGUGUCGACGGCAGACGGUUUGCGCACCAACGACAUGAUCGAUAUGUACAGCGGUGCGCCCGACAAAUACAACUGGAAGCUCAUCGGCAAGAAGGAAAUGAUUGUUCCGUACAACACCUACAAACUGGCUGAUCGCUCCCUAAAAUACGAGGAGAUUGCUAAGGCUGGGCACCUCAAUCAAGACCUGUUGCGCUAUGAACUGCACCGCGUAUGGGUGGUGGAAGCCACGCUCAAACCGGACGCCAGGCACAUCUAUUCCAAGCGGGAAUUUUACGUAGACGAGGACAGCUGGAACAUCCUUGCCGUCGACCUAUUCGACGGAAAUAACGGGCUCUGGCGGAUGCAGGAAGCCCACACAUUGCAGCGCUACGACGUCCUGUCGAACCUUCAAAUCAGCGACGUGAGCUACGACCUGCAAUCUCAGCGUUAUGCCGUUUAUGGCUUGGAAAAUGAGGAAAAGCCUGCCGAGUUCGGCCUCAAGUCGAAAUUCACCGACUUCAGCCCGGCAGCGCUACGCCGCAGCGGUCAC